AUGAGAGAAGACCCAAAAAUAGUACUUAGAAAGUAUCAAAAGUAUUGCCAUGGUCAUACAGAUGCUCUUCAACUUACAGAGCUUCCAGAAAGAGGUCAGAUCAAGAAGUUAACUGAGAAUGUUCCCAACAGCCAUCAUAUUGUAGUAAAAUGGAGUGAUGAUGAAGUAUGGGCAAAUGAAUAUCCUCAUAGAGAUAAUUGUAAGCUCAAGGAUGAACCUGAAUACAAGGAAGAAUAUGAAAGACAAUGGCUGAUUUCAGUAAAGCUAAUAAAUGUUGGAUAUGUAAGAAAGGAAUUCCAAGAACCCAACAAGGAAAAUCUUGCAAAAGGAAAUAUACUGAAAUCAAUGGCACAGAAGAUUACUGAUAAAAAAAGAAAAGAAAAGA
Molecule: messenger RNA, 385 nt
Organism: Entrophospora candida
Lineage: Eukaryota; Fungi; Glomeromycota; Glomeromycetes; Entrophosporales; Entrophosporaceae
Source: the annotation of a GenBank genome assembly